GAAUGCGCAGUCAUCGUCGUUUUGCUACAAGCUGAUUGAUGCUGAAAGCUCUCGGACCAUAUAUACUGCGUAUUUAUCAGCAUGUGCGCUCUUGACAAGCACGCACAAGACGCACCACUCUGUCGCCUUGAUUCGUCAGCGCUGUCGUCGAUAUCGCAAUUUCGCCGCAACCGCGGCUGGCGUCGGCCUGCACUGCAAACGUACAUCAUCACUAUAUAAACUACCUUCCUGUCCUUAAUCCUCAUCAUCUUACUGUCUCUUGAACUAUUGUCCGCCAUGUCGCCCUCUGUACUGAACGGUGUCGCCAAGACCAACGGGCAAGCAGCGGUAAAGCCGCACCUCGACGGCUUCGGCACGCGAGCUAUCCAUGUGGGCUCCGAGCCCAACCCAGACACCGGGGCUGUGAUACCGGCAAUCUCGCUGAGCACGACAUACAAGCAGGAUGGCGUCGGGAAUCAUAAGGGUUUCGAAUACUCCCGCUCCGGCAACCCAAACCGCAAUGCACUAGAAGCCACACUUGGGUCGUUAGAAUCAGGCGGUGCCCAUGCGCUUGCUUUUGCGUCGGGAUCGUCUACGACCGCCACUGUAUUACAAUCCCUCGGUCCGAAUGCCCACGUCAUCAGCGUGAACGACGUAUAUGGUGGCACAUUCCGAUAUAUGUCUCGCGUUGCAAAGGAGAAUCAGGGUCUUGAAACAACGUUUGUCGACCUAGAGAAUGCAGAUGAUGCCACCAUACUGGCGGCAUUUAGACCUAAUACCAAGCUAAUAUGGAUAGAGUCUCCGACAAAUCCCACUCUGCGCCUCAUAGACAUCCCUCGCAUAGUCUCAUUGGCACGCUCCACGCCCAUCUCACCCCUCGUCCUCGUUGACAACACCUUCCUGUCCCCCUUCUACUCCUCGCCUCUCCUGCAGGGUGCAGAUAUCGUCAUGCACAGCCUCACCAAGUACGUCAACGGGCAUUCGGACGUCGUCAUGGGCGCACUCAUCCUUCCCGAACACCACUCCGCAGUCCUCGCGAAACUUCGCUUCCUCCAGAAUGCGAUUGGCGCUAUACCGAGCCCAUACGACUGCUGGCUCGCGCAGCGCGGCGCCAAGACGCUGCACCUUCGUAUGAAGGCACACGGUGUCAACGCGCUUGCAGUCGCGCACGCGCUGCAGCGCUCGCCGUAUGUCGAGGAGGUUAUCUAUCCUGGGCUUGCGACGCACCCCCGGAAUGAGCUUGCAUAUCGCUCGCUCUCGCCACACGCACGCAGGUUCGUGGAUGACUAUGUCAGCAGCCACGACGAGGACGGCGGCUUCCCCUACGGCGGGAUGAUCUCGUUCCGUAUACGUGGCGGCGCGGAGGAGGCCAACCGGUUCCUCACCGCGACGCGCCUGUUCACGCUCGCAGAGUCGCUCGGCGGCGUGGAGAGUCUCGCCGAGCUGCCUGCGCUAAUGACGCACGGCAGUAUUCCGCCCGCAGAGCGCGCACUGCUAGGUAUUGGAGACAACUUGAUACGUUUGUCUGUCGGCGUGGAGGAGGCGGAGGACCUUGUCGCAGAUGUAGAGCAGGCUCUGCGGAUUGCUGUAAGUGCUUCGAAGUAGGCAUGGCUUUCUACAGUCUUGUACUCUAUCCCUCGAUACUGAAAUAGCAGGUGUAUACCCAAGGUGUAGCGUACGGGAUAUUAAUCGUGCAUGUUGGAAUCAUUUACUCGCGCGUACAUACGCCAGUGCAUACAUGGGGGGAGCACUCAGCUCUAUUCACUGAACGGCUAUCACUACUGUAAGGUUAGAGGUUUUGCAGUAAUGAUAUUUAUACUGCGCUUCAAGAAUAAUAUCUUCGCUGCUUGCACUCAGCUUUAGUAGACAGCUUGUAAUCAUCUUGAUACUCAGCCUUCAUAUCUUCCCAAUGGCUCUCGAUAAUUGAGACGUUAACACUCCC
This is a messenger RNA of Laetiporus sulphureus 93-53, 1921 nucleotides long. RefSeq lists its product as uncharacterized. Gene Ontology annotation, molecular function: cystathionine gamma-lyase activity; pyridoxal phosphate binding. The transcript has 3 exons. Bases 277 to 1584 code for a protein of 435 amino acids. Gene Ontology annotation, biological process: transsulfuration. NCBI's taxonomy places the organism in Eukaryota, Fungi, Basidiomycota, Agaricomycetes, Polyporales, Laetiporaceae. The record is from RefSeq and is a predicted model, not a curated record. Gene Ontology annotation, cellular component: cytoplasm.